AUGGCGAAGAAGAAACGGGCGACUUCGAAGCUUGCCAAAAUCGUUACUGAUGUCGAGAAUACCUCCGAUCUCCCUUCGAUCCAAAUCGAAGAUAAUGUCUCUGAAGCUACUCCGUCCCCAAUCACGAUAGACGAACAGCCUGCCCCAGUCGAGAAUGACGAACAGCCUACCCCUGAGAUUUUUCUCGACUCGAGCGAGAACUUGGAAGGAGAUCCAGUUGACGACGGUCCGAUUAUCUUGCCGAAUGUUCGGGCUAACCCCCCUUUCAGGGUUUUUGAGGGGUUUAUUAAAGGAAUCUGGGGUAAUCUGGGGGUUGAGAGGAUUGCGCGAAUGAAUUCGGGUUUCACUCUUGUUAGUUUCAGAGAUGCGGUGACAAGGGACCUUUUACUAGAAACAGGGGUGAUUCACUUUGAUAAAAAACCUGUUAUUCUAAGACCCUGGACGGCAGAUAUGGAUGCUGAGAGAAUUGUUAAGUCAGUCCCUGUUUGUGUGCGAUUGAAUGGACUUGGUUUGCAAUAUUGGGGUAGAAACAAUCUUAGUGCGCUUGUUAGUACCAUUGGCAAACCAAUUAUGGUUGACAAGGUCACUUUAAGUAGAACUAUGAUUAAAUAUGCUAGAGUUUUAGUGGACAUUGAGAUUUCAGAUUGUCCACCUAAAACAAUAGCAUAUAUCAAUGAGAGAAAGCAACUUCCAGAACAGACCGUUGAAUAUGAAUGGCUUCCGUCAAAGUGUGGGGCAUGUGGUCUUCUUUGA
Molecule: messenger RNA, 753 nt
Organism: Cannabis sativa
Lineage: Eukaryota; Viridiplantae; Streptophyta; Magnoliopsida; Rosales; Cannabaceae
Exons: 2
Coding region: 1-753 (250 amino acids)
Source: RefSeq, a predicted model, not a curated record